Messenger RNA from Sitodiplosis mosellana (orange wheat blossom midge), 5398 nucleotides. RefSeq names its product dentin sialophosphoprotein. The transcript has 7 exons. Bases 1262 to 3418 code for a protein of 718 amino acids. NCBI's taxonomy places the organism in Eukaryota, Metazoa, Arthropoda, Insecta, Diptera, Cecidomyiidae. The record is from RefSeq and is a predicted model, not a curated record.
AGUGUAAUAUGAGGCAUUGUAGACAACGGACGUUUAUUUCUUUUUCGUUCGCCGUUCAGCUCAAUUUACAGGCACUUUGUGUAUCCUGCGAUGUGUAGACGUUUUACGUAUUGACAGGCAGCAAGCAGCAAGAAGCACCAGCAGCAGCAUAAAUUGAGCUCCUCUCGUGCGCUCCAAACACAUAAUACACUUCAAGUAGCUUUGAUCAAACUGAAAGAGUUUGUCUUUUUUCAUUUAUUUGUGUGUGAAGAGACAGAGACAAAGAAAGAAUCAAAAACAAUUAACGGAAAAAAACGAGAAAAUUUAGAACAAAAAUACAGCGAAAAAUCUGAUUUGCGAUACAGUUAAGGGGAAAGAAUAAAAAAAAACACUACAGAGUAAGAAACGAGAAGAAAAUUAACGAAAAACUAGAGCGCAUUCCCGUUCGUUUUGUGAAUGUUUCCGUUUUGUCCAAGUGACGUGAAAGUAAAGUGAAAAGAAAAAGCACAACCGAAUUUCCAGACUAGACUUUUAUAUCGACGACAACGACGACAGGGUUUUAAUACUUCCACAUGGCCCCUGACAAACCAACCAAAAACCGUGCAAAAAUACAAAUAUAUGUGAUUUUAUUAGCAGUGACUUUUCGAUAAAUCUCAUCGUGCGUGUUUCAAUCGAAAAUAUUUUGGUGGCCCCGCGUGUAUGUGCCCGUGUAUGCUAUGUGUGUGUGAAAACCUACUUGAAAUUGAUUAAGACGAUGGAAAGCAAUCAACAAUCCAUGAAACCACGUCUCAAUUUGCGAUACCUAACAACCGACAUUUGAUAACAGAAAAACGCAGAGAACGUGAGUGUGGAGCCGAGCGCUGAGUAAACUGUCAGAGGAAUACAAUAACGAAGCGAUCCGAAAGCGAAAAACUGAGCGCUGAGUGAACAGGAAUUUGUAAUGCGCGACGGCGAUUGCUCUGCGGGCUGACGGUGUAAAAAGUUCAAGGUAGUGAAAUGCGAGUAAUUAAAAUGUCACGCGUUUAUAAAUGCGCAUCUAUUUGAUCACACAAAAUAAGAAUAUGGCGUAGAUGUGAUGGUUGUUUUUCGCCUUUCACUGAGUUUUGGGCUCUCGGAUUAAUCUUGUGAUAAGCCGUUUUGUUUUUGUUUUUCGUCGUGCAAAAAUACUCAUUGACACAUACACACACACGUACGAAACGUUCAAAUCGAAAUAAAGUGCCCAAGAAUCUUGUGUAUACGCAUCGAGUGAGAGGGGAAAAAACAUUGUGAAACAAUAAAAAAAAUGAAGGUUGACAAAGCGGUGUGCACAACGGAUACAAUGACCGAUGCCGAGAGUGCGAUUAGCUAUGAAAAUCUGCUGUCAACGUUGGUGCAGAAAAAAAUUCUCGCUAUCAAACGUGAAUGCGAGGCGAAAAAAGUGGCAAAACAACGACGCAAACAACAGAAUUGCCUGGGUUCGUUGAUUUUUGGCAAUCGUUAUCGUGAUCGAACGAAUAAAUGUGAUGAUGAUAACGGCAACGGUGACGGCGGUGACGACGAUGACAACGACAACGCUGCUGGCCGUGCAAACGAAGCAACUGUAGCAACGGCAACUGAUGACGCAGAUCCAUCAAUCAGCGCACAAGUCACGGUGACAGAUUCCAAAGAAAGUAUGCGUAAGAGUGACGAUGACAAUCGAAGCAACCAAAUUGCUGUGAGCAUUUUACUUGAUAAUCAAGAGCGUGGCGAAUCGAUGGUGGCGAUAAAUCGCAGCGGGAAGGGAAUCAUUGUGGAAAAAGACACGCUGCCCGAAGUUGAAUCAACCAAAUGUCACAUUGAUGUGGUGAAUGAACGUUGUGAACGUUGCACGGGCGGUAAAGGCGACAAUGACAAUAAUACAACGCACGAUCACAAUGAAUUUUACACAUCAAACGUAAAUGUGAAAAAUCGCUCGCGAUACACAAUCGAAAAUAGUCAAAAUAUUAGCGGAACUCCCAUGAUGGAAGCGAAUGGUGCAAAAUCGAAAAAUGAUGAUAGCAUCAUCGAAUUGAAUGUUGAAUCGACGGGCACAGCAACGAAUAGCAAAAGUCCGAGCAUUGUUAGCCAAAUCGAAGUGAGCGAUGAAAUCAAUCCGAAACAGCAGCACCACCACCAUCACCAGCAGCAAGAGUUACGAGCGCGAAAAAAUGGCAGCGAUACGAUUAGCGUGCCUAGUUCAAUGAAACAUACCGCUUUAAGUGCACCAGCCGCCAAUGCAAUGGCUUUGCAUGAUCAAGAACAAAGACAUCAGAAACGUUUGCUCGAGGCAAAAUCGAUAAGCGCUCAAUGCAGCCCCAUAUUGACACAACGGCAAACUUUCAAUGUGUCAACAGCCGGCAAAGCGAAUAAAUCACCAUUGCCACAGAGAUUGUUUUCUAUGCAAAAUACAUCAGAUGACAGUGUGAAUGCAACACUCAGCAAUUCACCAUCGAACAUAAGAGAUCCAACGACUACGACGACGACGAUGAGGACAAUGACGACGACGACGACGACAAAGAUGAACGAUCCAAGUAGAGACGACACCGAUGAACGGUCGAGUAAUAGUCAAGCGGCAAUAGCGGCUGCCACUGUCGCUAAAUCGACAAAACGGAGUAGUAAAACAUUUUUUAAGAAAAAAGACAAAAGCGUACCUAAGCGUAGUAAUGCGAAUAAUGAAUCUCAUGGUUUUAUAUCUAGUUUUAAUCAAUUAACGUCAAAUAAUUUACCUGUGAUUACAUCGGCCACAACAACGAUGCUCAAGCAAAAACACGUAACUAGCAACAAAUGCGAACGCGACAAUCAUGGCCCAAUCGAUGAAGGCGACGACAUUUCGGCCGAACACAAUUCUAACAAGAAAGCCGCUCAGGACGAUCGAAGCAAAUACAGACGAACACAUAGACGCUCUGAACCGAUGUUAGUUUAUCCAUCCCCAAGUCAUCUUCAGCAUUGUAUUUUAAGUAUGCCGCCAAAUCAACCCAUUCAAUUGCGUUAUAACGAUGAAUUAAUGUAUGAUGUUUCACUUAAGAUGGAGACUGAUAGUAAUAACGAUUUCACAAACGAUAGACGCAGACGACACCGGAACCACAAGCAUCGUCAUCAUCAUCACCACCACCAUCAUCAUCACGGAAAUGGGCGAAAAAAACGACACAAACGAAAAAUCUUAUUACACGAUUUGGACGAACAGGUUGUGAAGGUUAUCGAUCCAGAAGAUAUGUCACAACGAGCUCGAUGGACAAUCAUUGCUACUGCAUGCCUACUGUUGCUAAUGUGCUUGCUUUUGGUCGGAGUCACUCUGAGGAUGGCACCCCUAAUUGAUGAUAUCGUCCGACAAGAGAACGAGCGCAUACAGGAAUCCAUGAAUCGUGGUAAAUAUGUGAGAAACAUCACGCACGCUGCAUUCAUCGGUGGACAACAAUACCAACAACAAUCACAGCAUCCAUAACAAUAUUUAUAUUUGACGCUGUGGGUAAGUCAAAUAUUCAUUAUUUACUUGACUUUUAAGCCUCAACAUUGAAAGAGAGUAAUAUGCAAUUCGAUAAAUGUAUAGUAUAACAUACUUGUUUAUAUGUCGAACACAUUGAGUUCGUAUCCAUUUUCUCCAUCCAUAUUUGUGCAUAUAUCCUACGAUAAAUCUUGCAGUUUUUGUCAAUACUCCACUCUUUCACAAAGAUUGCAACGUUAGCAUCAGAUUUUAUGACAAUUUUUGCAAUUUUGAAAUAUCUUUGGGAUUAAGUAUUUAAAUUGACUUUAUUGUUGGGUAGCUUAAUCCGAUGCUUUACCGUCGAACGAUGCAACCGACUUCACCGAAUGAUUAUACACAACAGUAAUUACCGCCGUUGAGAUUGCGGCAAACAUUAAUAGCAGUUUGAAAGUUCGUAGAUUUAAUGGGAAAAUUGAAUUGAAUGCACAAAGUUAGAGAAAAGAAAAGCUUCAAUUGUCAGAUUGUUCAUCUGAAUUUAUAUUUUCCGGCCAAACCUCUACUUUAUUCAGCCAGCAUUUUUGAGUCUAAAGACUAAUAUUGAGUUGUGGCAAUAUAGAGGUUUCAACUAUUCUAAGAUGAAUUUACACCGAAAUUUGGGUAAAAUGUGUUAUUUUCUAUGCGUUUGUCCAAACGGCUACUGUUCAUAUACGCGCUAAUACAUAGGCACGCACUGGCACCGAGUCUGUGUAUUUACAUGUUUUGUAAAUUUUGCACUCAACAACUUAUACAAUACAUAAACUGUAAUAAACAAAGCGCCAUUAUUUUGAGCGAAUCACGGCUAAUGGUGCUGACAUACACACAAUUGAAUUAAGCUUUUGCAACCGAGCUUUUAUCCAUGUAAACGUUUCCUUGUAGAUCCAUGAAUUGAAUACAUAAAGCUUUUCUGUCCAAUGAAAUUGGUGAUUCUAUCCGUUAUUUCCAUAGAUGCAACAAGUUGGCCCGAACCAAACACUGUGUUAAAGUGUCUAUGCCCGAUCAUGCGCUGUGUGGAAAAUGCACUCCGCGUUAAAAUAACGUAUUUUCCAUCAAACGGGAGCUUAACUGCAAAAGUUCGCCGAAAUGGAAGUUCUCUUACAUGUUCUGCGAUAGGUGGACGGAAGAGUGAAACUUUUUGCAACCACGAGCUUCGCAACUUGAAUAUCCGAAUCGAAUUGCAACAGAUGGCUCCGUCAUUUGCUCUGUUCAAUCUGCUGCUUUGAAAAUAUGCCAAACUAUUCGAAUUUAUGACAAACGAAUGACCAACAAAGUUUUUUCUCUGCACAGGAAAUUAUUUUCGCUGAAAUGAAACAAAAAGUUUUGCUUUAAAAAGAAAUAACUGAAAUUUUACUCGGCGAUUUUUAUGUUUGAAUCGAAAAAAAAAACGAAAUUUUCUGCAAUGGAAGUUGGAAAAAGAUGCAACAGCAAUAGUUAGCAGCGUGUUGAAAAAAAGAGAGAGAGAGGUGAUGCAAUGAAUAAUAUCGAUAACUUGGUGCUUGACCCAAAUACAACUGAAAUACUCUCGCUCUACAUUACUUAUGUCAUUUGCCGAUUGUCAAAAUAUUUGAUUUUUCAAGUUCUCAUUUUGCUAAAUACAGAAAGAAAAUGUGAUAUCACUUUUGCGCACACCCUCUUAUCUCUCCAUAGAGGACUAAAAACGAAAUAAAAAACAACGAUGGAAUAAAAAAGUACAGUAAGGCCGCCAAUGUGGAACAAAUCGGACCAACAACAACAAAUUUACACUAACAAAAUGUAAAGCAAUAAAAACUAUUCACUGCUUUGAUAAAGCAACAGAAAAAAAAACCGAAAAACAACAGCCAAAUAACUUCCGACGUCUUGUGAAGUAUUUUUAAUUUUUCAUAACUGAUAUAGCAGCAUUCUUUUCGUUGUUGUUGUCGUUUGGAUUUCAUUUGGUUGCUCGCACGCGCGAGACCACGUAAUGGACAAGACUGAACAAAAAAAAAA